AUGCCUGUUUUCCAUACAAAAACAAUCGAGAGCAUAUUAGAACCUGUAGCGCAGCAGGUAUCUCGACUAGUAAUUCUACAUGAAGAAGCCGAAGAUGGAAAUGCUAUGCCCGAUCUGGAGCGGCCGGUACAGGCUGUAUCCAGAGCUGUCACAAACUUAGUCAAGGUCGGGCGAGAUACUAUAAACAGCUCAGAGGAUGACAUUCUCAAACAAGACAUGCCGAGUGCUUUACUUCGGGUCGAAGAGGCUUCCCGUCUACUCGAAGACGCUUCGGCAAUGCUUAAGCAAGACCCUUAUUCCGGCCCUGCUCGGAAAAAGUUAAUAGAAGGAUCUAGGGGUAUUUUACAGGGAACGUCAGCACUUUUGCUAUGUUUUGAUGAAUCUGAGGUCAGAAAAAUUAUGCGGGAAUGCAAAAAGGUUUUGGAUUAUCUAGCCGUAGCUGAAGUUAUAGACACAAUGGAAGAUUUAAUACAAUUCUUAAAAGAUCUCAGUCCGUGCUUGAGCAAGGUUUCACGAGAAGUGAGUGCUCGUGAAAAAGAAUUGACACAUCAGGUUCACAGCGAGAUUUUAGUUAGAUGCCUUGAACAAGUCAAAACUUUAGCUCCGAUUUUGAUUUGCAGCAUGAAGAUCUAUAUCCACAUUAUGGAUCAAGGUGGCAAGGGUGCGGAAGAGGCAUCUGAAAAUAGAAACUAUUUAUCGUCAAGAAUGUCUGAUGAAAUUCAUGAGAUUAUUAGAGUCUUACAGUUAACUACAUAUGAUGAAGACCAGAGCGAAUUGGACAACCUGACAGUAUUGAAAAAACUAAGCAAUGCCAUCCACACAAAAAUGUUGACUGCUACAGACUGGCUUAGUGAUCCACGCGCUUUGAGGGGAGGCGUAGGAGAAAAAUCCUUAAGACAGAUUAUAGAAACUGCUCGGCGUGUAUGCGAUCAUUGCUUACCGCAGGACGCGGCGCAGAUAUCACGUCUAGCUGGAGAAAUAGCCUCUAAGACGGAUGCACUGUGCGAACUGCGCCAAGCUGGUAAAGGAAACACACCUCAAGCGCAGGCACUUGCUGAUGAAAUAAAGGAAAAGCUGACGCAAUUACAACAAGCAGUCAUGGGAGCCGUCCUCGGGGUAGACAAGGCUGGUUUGCAACAGACCGCUCACACAGUACAAGGAAGAUUAGAACAGGCUCGGAAAUGGCUCCAAUCGCCGGCCAGCGAUGAUCGCGGUCUUGGACGUCGCGCUAUAGCACUUAUUGUUGAUGAAGGAAAAAAGGUCGCUGAGGGUCUCCCGGGUAUUCACAAAGCCGAAAUUUUGCAACUGUGUGAGGAAGUAGAAUCUUUAUCUCACCAGCUCGGAGGCUUAUGUAGCAAAGGACUUGGAGACUCGCCACAAGCUCAAGAACUGGCAAGAAAACUGUCUCAAAAAUUGCAUGAGCUUAAAGAACGUAUUCAAAGCGCAGUCGUAAAUCGAGUUGUUGAAGACUUCAUUGAUAUUUCGACUCCUUUGAAGCAAUUUACCGAAGCUGUUAACGUUCCCGAAGGCACUCCUGGAAGAGAACAAAACUUCACCGAAAAGGCAAAUAAUCUUCAAGCCUUCAGUAAUCGCGCAUCUAAAACUAGUAGAAUGGUGGCAGCUGGUGGAUCUAGCGGCAACAAGAAAAUAGCCGAGGCAUUGCUGUCGGCUGCUUCACAAGUUGAUAGCUUGACGCCCCAAUUAAUUUCUGCUGGUCGCAUUAGAAUGAAUUACCCAGAUAGUAAGGCAGCUGAAGAACAUUUAAACAAUCUUAGGCAGCAGUAUGCAGAUACCAUUAUCAAGGUUCGAAAUCUAUGUGACCAAGCAACAGAUCCUGCUGACUUUAUUAAAACUUCAGAGGAGCAGAUGCAAAAACAUACAUUCCUAUGCGAAGAAGCAAUAAGAAACAAACUACCUCAGAAAAUGGUGGAUAACACAUCGAGCAUUGCAAGAUUGGCAAAUCGCGUUUUGCUUGUUGCGAAACAAGAAAGCGACAACUCUGAAGAUCCACAAUUUAUUUCUAAUGUGAAUACUGCCUCUGACGAAAUGUUGGGAUAUGUUGCUCCAAUGGUUCAAGAUGCUAAGCAAGUUGCUCUCAAUCCAUCUGAUCAGUCAGCAGUAUCUCGGUGGAGAGACACCAAUAAAAACUUGCUAAACAGCGUUGGAAAAGUUCGUCGUGCAGUAAUGGUUACACCGGAUCUACCACCACCACCAGAUAUGAACAAAUUGUAUCUACAAGAUGUAGAAAGUGUUCCUCCACAGCAAUACAGCUACUUUGCAGACAGAGUUGGCGAGUGCUUGCGUUCCGCCCCCGAACCAGAGCAAAGAUUGACUGCGGCUUCACCAUUGGGAGACAGCAAACAUAGGCCGGUCAGUCCUUUACCAAAAUGGGCCAGAGGCGAUAGUUCUGAUUUACUUUGCCGUGAACUGACUUCGGAUGACGAAAUGGCACGCGAGUAUGAUAGAGAAAAUGCACCACCACGUCCGCCACUGCCACGUGGAGAGGCUCCACCAAGCAGACCGCCUCCACCAGAAACAGAUGAUGAAGACGAAGUAUUCAAGUCGGCACCAUUACCAAAUCAACCGAUUAUGAUGGCCGCUCACGGUCUUCACGAAGAAGUGCGGCAGUGGUCGUCGAAGGACAACGAAAUUAUUGCUGCAGCUAAAAAGAUGGCAAUACUCAUGGCUAAAUUAUCACAACUUGUUCGAUCCGAUUCUAAAGGAAGCAAACGCGAGUUGAUUGCCACAGCAAAAGCAAUCGCUGAAGCAUCAGAAGAGGUGACGCGUUUGGCGAAACAAUUGGCCCGUGAAUGUACCGACAAGAGAAUUCGAACCAAUUUGCUUCAAGUUUGUGAAAGAAUUCCAACGAUUGGUACACAGCUCAAGAUACUCUCAACAGUCAAAGCUACAAUGUUAGGUGCUCAAGGCACCGAGGAAGAUCAAGAGGCCACUGAUAUGCUUGUUGGAAAUGCACAAAACCUUAUGCAAAGUGUCAAAGAAACUGUACGAGCUGCUGAAGGAGCAAGCAUCAAAAUCAGAUCUGAUCAAACAAAUCACAGACUGCGCUGGGUUCGUAGACAACCAUGGUAUCAAUACUAAGUUUCAACUGGAGAAGAAUAUUUUUCUCGAAUAAUAAAUUAAACGUAAGCGAUGAAAAUUUCGUGAAAAUUUCUUUAAGGUAGCUUUUUAAUCGUAAGUAUAUAUAUUUGUGCCAUUAUUUAUUUAGUUAGAAAAAACAUAGUGUAACAGAUUAUUUUUGAUAGAGCUUUAAUAAUGCAAAACUUAAA
This is a messenger RNA of Ctenocephalides felis (cat flea), 3287 nucleotides long. It is a transcript of the gene Vinc, whose product is annotated as vinculin. The transcript is spliced from 25 exons. Bases 1 to 3099 code for a protein of 1032 amino acids. Gene Ontology annotation, molecular function: actin filament binding. Lineage: Eukaryota; Metazoa; Arthropoda; Insecta; Siphonaptera; Pulicidae. Gene Ontology annotation, biological process: cell adhesion. The record is from RefSeq and is a predicted model, not a curated record.